AUGACUGCUGGUUUUAUAUUUAUGUUCAAAGAUGCCAACUUUUCAAUUAACUGCGGUGGUCCAGCGAGGAGAUCUGCUGAGGGAAUAUUGUACGAGGCUGAAAAUUCUACUUCCCUUGGCCCGGCAUCGUAUUAUAUGGUUAGUACAGAAAAAUGGGCAGUCAGCAAUGUGGGGAUUUUUUCCGAGAAAAGUGAUCCAGUAUAUACCAGGAACACCUUGGCACAAAUUAGGAGCACCAGCACUCCAGAGCUUUUCCAGACUUCAAGGAUGUCUCCGGCUUCACUUAGAUACUAUGGCUUAGGACUACAAAAUGGAGAUUACAAUGUAAGUCUGCUAUUUGCGGAGACUAUUUUUAGUGAUAGAAGCACACGUACAUGGGAGAGUUUUGGGAGGCGCGUUUUUGAUAUUUACAUUCAGGGGACUCGCCAACUGAAGGACUUUGAUAUAUCAAAGGAGGCAGGUGGGGUUGAAACAGCAGUCCAGAAGAAUUUCAAUGCUACUGUAACCCAGAAUUAUCUUGAAAUUCAUCUAUUUUGGGCUGGGAAGGGUACAUGUUGCAUUCCUGUGCAAGGCGAUUAUGGACCAUUGAUUUCAGCCCUCAGUGUUGCUUCAAGUAAUAAACCUAAGUAAAAUGAUUAUUACACAUAUAUUAUAUAGAUAAAUAUACAUGAAUUUCUUUUCCCUCUUUCAAAUACAAGAUGUUUAGAUGCCCUUCUCUACUGCUAUAGACCAGCGAUAAGUGAUUAAUCUGUUUUGCUCAGAGUUUACACCUACUGUUAGUGGACUACCUCCAACAACUUUGCUACCUCCAACAACUCAAUCAAAGAAAAACAGGAC
Ilex paraguariensis (yerba mate) is the source of this 837-nucleotide messenger RNA. The record is from the annotation of a GenBank genome assembly. Lineage: Eukaryota; Viridiplantae; Streptophyta; Magnoliopsida; Aquifoliales; Aquifoliaceae.